AUGGUUGAACCGAUCAUCGGCUCGGACUUCCUCUCAUACUUCGAUUUGGACGUCAGCGUGCGGCGGCGCCGCCUCAUAGACGGUCAGACUCGUCUCUGCAUCUCGGGAGUCCUGUCCGACAUUGCUCCAAUGGCCAUCCGCAUGCUGAUACCUUGGUCACCGUUCGAAAAAACCUUGGAGAGUUUCCCGGAGUUAAUAAAACCGUGCAACCUCACUCAGCCGCCUAAACAUGCGGUGACACACCACAUCGUCACACGGGGUCCACCGGCAGCCGCUCGACCACGCCACCUGUUUGGAGACCGCCUAGCUAUUGCUAAACGGGAGUUUGACCAUAUGCUGCAGCUCGGCAUUAUCCACCCUUCGUCAAGCGCUUGGGCUUCCCCGCUGCAUUUGGUGCCAAAGCAUGAUCCUGGUGACUGGCGUCCUUGUGGAGACUAUCGAGUGUUGAACGCCAAGACUGUCCACGACAGCUAUCCCCUACCUCACAUCCAGGAUUUUACAUCGCGCCUCAAUGGCUGCACAAUUUUCAGCAAAGUGGACCUUGUUAAGGCAUACCACCAGAUUCCUGUCGAGCCCGCCGACAUACCUAAGACCGCCAUCAUGAUGCCCUUUGGGUUGUUUGAAUACGUGCGGAUGCCUUUUGGACUCCGCAAUCCAGCUCAAACUUCCCAGCAGUUCAUUUCUCAGGCUACACGGGGCCUCCCUACUGUGUUGCGUACCUUGACGAUGUCCUCAUCACCAGCCGCCUCGUCGCCAGCGCCUCAUCAUAACUUGUUGCAGUGUGGUCACGUGAGCAAAGUAGGGGUCACCAAGGGCCACCUUUGA
Molecule: messenger RNA, 825 nt
Organism: Rhipicephalus sanguineus (brown dog tick)
Lineage: Eukaryota; Metazoa; Arthropoda; Arachnida; Ixodida; Ixodidae
Exons: 1
Coding region: 1-825 (274 amino acids)
Source: RefSeq, a predicted model, not a curated record